AUGCGUAAAUGCAAGAUCUUUGUUGGAUCAUCGCAUCCGGAGUUGGGCCAAUUGGUUUGCGAGAGAUUGGGUGUGGAGCCAGCACCUUGUACUUUGAAGAAAUUUAGCAAUGGUGAAACCUCAGUCCAGAUUGGUGUCAGUGUGAGAGACGAGGAUGUAUACAUUAUUCAAAGCGGCUCAUCAAACAUAAAUGAUCACAUUAUGGAGCUUUUAAUCUUGAUAAGUGCCUGUCGUGGGGGAAGUGCAAACAAAAUUACAGCCGUUAUUCCUCAAUUUCCUUACAGCAAGCAGAGUAAAAUGAAGAAGCAUAGAGGCGCAAUCACCGCCAGAAUGUUAGCCAACUUAUUAGUAAUGGCUGGGGCUGACCAUGUUGUCAGCAUGGAUCUCCAUGCUAGUCAAAUGCAAGGUUUCUUUACGGUUCCUGUGGAUAAUUUAUUUGGCGCCCCCACUUUGGCUAGAUGGAUUCGUCACAACAUAGAAGCUUGGGAGACCUCAGUUGUUGUAUCAAAGAAUCCUGGUGGAACCAAAAGGGUGACUGCUUUGGCUGACAGUUUAAAGAUUAAUUUCGCAAUGAUUCACACGGAUAGAAGAAGAACUCAGGAUGAAUAUGCCAAAAAGAAGGCCUUAAAGAGGGCAAAGAUAGUUAAUGAUGAUGGCGCUGAAGCAUACGAGGAAGACAAUAUUGUAAAUGAAUUACAAACUGCCCGAAUUGUCCAGGGUCACGUUGUUGACGAUGAUUAUCAAUGCAAGGACUCGAAAGUCAAUAAUGAUAGUGCCAAUGGCGAUCACUUAACCAACUCAAACAUUAUUGAUAGCGACGUUUUAGGUGGAUCUUAUGAUGCUGCCAAUUCUGAUGAUGAGGACGAACCCUUAGUCGAAGAGAAAUUGAUCACCUUGGUAGGUGAUGUUAAGGACAAGGUUGCCAUCAUUUUGGAUGAUAUGAUCGACAAGCCAAAUUCCUUUAUUGCCGCUGCUGAGCAUUUGAGGCUAAACUGUGGAGCUAGGGCCGUUUAUGUCGUAGGAACUCAUGGUGUUUUUAAUGACUCUUGUUUGGAACGUUUGACUGAUUCCGGAUGCAUUGAUAAGAUCGUAGUGACAAAUACUUACCCCAUUCCAAAGGAACAAAUUGAACAACACAAAGAUAAACUUGUGGUUAUUGAUGUUUCACCAAUUUUUGCUGAAUGUAUUAGAAGAGAUCACUUUGGAGAGUCUAUUUCGGUUUUGUUUGACUCUUUAGCGGCUAUAGAUUAG
Molecule: messenger RNA, 1251 nt
Organism: Lodderomyces orthopsilosis Co 90-125
Lineage: Eukaryota; Fungi; Ascomycota; Pichiomycetes; Serinales; Debaryomycetaceae
Product: ribose phosphate diphosphokinase subunit
Exons: 1
Coding region: 1-1251 (416 amino acids)
Biological process (GO): purine nucleotide biosynthetic process; 5-phosphoribose 1-diphosphate biosynthetic process; ribonucleoside monophosphate biosynthetic process
Cellular component (GO): ribose phosphate diphosphokinase complex; cytoplasm
Molecular function (GO): ribose phosphate diphosphokinase activity; magnesium ion binding
Source: RefSeq, a predicted model, not a curated record